This is a messenger RNA of Morus notabilis, 1350 nucleotides long. RefSeq lists its product as uncharacterized. The transcript is spliced from 2 exons. Bases 1 to 1350 code for a protein of 449 amino acids. Lineage: Eukaryota; Viridiplantae; Streptophyta; Magnoliopsida; Rosales; Moraceae. The record is from RefSeq and is a predicted model, not a curated record.
AUGGUGGAGGAAAGUAAAGAAAUGAAAAGUCAAAUCACGAAGCUGACUGGAGCUUUGGUUGUUCAAGAACGCGACAGGUUCCCUUCACAAGCCCAGUCAAACCCAAAGGGUCAACAUAUGGCGCAAACCUCAUGUCUUGAUAAUCAAAAUGUUAAGGAGGUGAAUGCCAUCAGUACUCGUAGUGGUAAGAUUAUGGAAGAACCAUCAACAAAUGCCACCGCUUCGAGUAGUAAGGAAGUUGUCCCUGAGAAAGAUGAGCCAACAAAUAUUUCGGUAAAGGUGCCUUUUCCCCAAGCUCUGCGUCCAAUUGGGAAAGUACCGGAACACCAAAAUGAGAUCCUAGAGCACUUGACUCAAGUGAAGAUUAAUCUUCCUUUGCUUCAUGUUAUCAAGCAAGUGCCUGCUUAUGCUAAGGUUAUCAAGGAUCUGUGCACUAUCAAAAGGAAGCACCAUGUCAAGAAGACAACAUUCUUGACAGAACAAGUAAGCGCGGUGAUCGACCAGAAAACACCGCUCAAGUACAAGGAUCCCGGUUGUCCCACAAUUUCCUGUCAGAUUGGGACACAUGAGUUCAGCCAAGCUUUGCUUGAUUUAGGAGCGAGUGUUAACCUCAUGCCAUACUCUGUCUACUCGCAACUUGGUCUUGGAGAAAUUAAGCCCACAUCUGUGGUUCUGCAGCUGGCUGAUCGAUCGAUCAAGAAGCCUCAGGGGAUAGUUGAGGAUGUUUUGGUUCAAGUUGAUAAGUUCUAUUACCCCAUUGACUUUCUAGUCUUGGAUACUCAAUCCAUGGUGAGUAUGGAGUCCAAGAUUCCCAUCAUCCUCGGAAGACCCUUCCUUGCUACAGCCAAUGCUCUCAUCAACUGUAGGAAUGGUCUGAUGAAGAUAUCCUUUGGGAACAUGACUUUGGAGGUGAAUGUUUUUCACAUUGCAAAGCAACCACGUGAUAAUGACGAGUGCCACCAAACAUUUCUAAUUGACACACUCGUCUCAGAGGAGGUUCAAUUGUGUAGCAAUUCUGAUGAUCUUGACGAUUUCCUCCGCAUUUCUGAAUCUGAGAGUUCCGGUCCUUGUGAGUUGGCCAACAAUGUCACCAUUUUCAAAGACUCACAAGGCAGAGGAACCAAGUUUUGGCAACCACGCUUUGAAGAGCUACCUAGAGAAAAAGAAAAACCAAAACCAUCCAUCGAAGAAACCCCAAACCUCAAGCUGGCUCAACUGCUUGAGAAUCUAAAACAUGUCUUCCUGGGAGCUGGUGAUACCUUUCCUGUCAUCAUUUCAUCUAAACAUGAUGCAUUUCAAGAGCAGUGUGGUAUUCCUGUUGAUGCUCAACACAACGUGGAAGAAGAAUAA